AUGCCGGCGGAGGUAAAAGAGGAGCAGAGCCCAGAAGAUCCUGUAGCUUUGCCUUCAAAGAAACCGACCAAAGAGCCAACCGAAGAGGUGCCGUCUGCAGAAGACAUACCAGACACGCCGUCCUCUGACCUGAGCACGGUCACGUCCACCAAUGGAAGCUCACAGAACACAGAGACUAACAAUGAUGAGAGCUCAGGCAUUGGGACAGAGAAGUCCUCCAGCCCUGACACUGAACUGAACCCCCUCAGUGCCUCCAGCUCUCAUGAGGAAGUUGUGUCAAAACAGCUGGAGGAAAGUAUCACUGAUGCACCAGAGACAUUUCAGACAGUGUGUGAGGGCUCCCAAGAUUCAGAGGGCAUUUCUGCUUCCAAUGCCUCAAUGGAGAAAGAUGAUGAAUGUAGUUCAUCUCAGGCUGCUACAGUAACCCCCAGCUCUGACACCAACACGUUGUCUGACACUCCGGCUGAAAACAUCAAAGACCAGGCUGUCCGGCAUAGCACUCUUCAAAGUCCUCGGAUAGACCUCAGCCAUCAUGGCACCAUUCCACAUGGUUUCCCAUACCCCCCUUCUUACACAAACCUACCAACCAGGAACUACUUAGAGAACUGCUAUACCCUCCCACUUCACAGAGACAGCUUUGGUCGAAUUGGGGGACCAGUGUGCAACGGCGCAGCCAAAGCAGAUCAGGAUGGUAGUGAUCUGAGGUCAGGAAUCCCUGCGAUCAGCCAUCCUAUGAUGGGAGGGACCCUCCCCUUGAGACCUAUGUUGGAUCUUGCGGUUGACGAUCACCUUGGUCCAUUACCACAUCCCUUCCUGCAGGAUCUGUACAGGAUGCAGACUCUGAUUCCUCAUAAACGUGCCAGCAUGGUCAGCCUGGACACCAUUCGCAAGGACCCUCGGUGGAGGGACCCCAACUUGCGGGAGGUCAUUGCCAUGCUUAGCCACCCAAUGGACCCUGUCAAGUCUAAUGCCGCUGCCUAUCUGCAGCAUCUCUGUUACGAGAAUGAUAAGGUGAAGCAAGAUGUUAGGCAACUCCAUGGUAUUCCCAUACUGGUAGGGUUGCUGGACCACCCCAAAGCCGAGGUGUACCGCAAGGCCUGUGGAGCUUUGAGGAAUAUUUCCUUUGGCAGGGAUCACUUCAACAAGGUGGCUAUCAAGAACAGUGAUGGCAUUCUCACACUUCUGAGGCUGCUGAGAAAAACCAGUGACAUGGAGGUCCGAGAGUUAGUUACAGGAACACUGUGGAACCUCUCAUCUCAUGAACCCCUGAAGAUGGUCAUCAUCAACCAUGGGCUUCAGACACUGACUGAUGAGAUCAUCAUCCCACACUCGGGUUUAAGAGGAGAUCCCAAUGACCCAUCCAGACCAGGAGCUCCAGAAUGGACCACGGUUUUCAAGAACACAUCUGGAUGUUUAAGGAAUGUGAGUUCAGAUGGGGCUGAGGCUCGUCAGCAGAUGCGUGAGUGUGAAGGACUUGUGGAUGCUCUGCUCCAUGCCCUUUACUCUGCUGUGGCUAGGAGGGAUAUGAAUAACAAGUCUGUCGAGAACUGCGUCUGCAUUCUACGUAAUCUAUCGUACCACGUGCACAAAGAGGUACCAGGGGCAGAGAAAUUUUACAGCACUCCAUCUAUUCAGACCGCAAAACCAAGGAGCCACCAGAAGAAAAAGGAUGUGCCUGAUUGUUUUGGUGGACGUAGUACCAAAGAGGAGUGGUUCAAUCAGUGCCGGAAACACGGAACGAGCGACAAAACAAACACCACUUUGGACAUGCCCAAGCGCACACUCCCGACGAAAGGUCUGGAGCUGCUCUACCAGCCGGAAGUUGUGAGGCUGUAUUUGUCACUCCUUAAGCUGAGCCAUAACCAGAACACUCUGGAGGCGGCCGCAGGGGCCCUCCAAAACCUGUCUGCAGGACUUUGGGCUUGGUCUAAUUACAUCCGAGCAACUGUACGUAAAGAGAAAGGCCUGCCUAUUCUGGUCGAGCUGCUUCAUUCAGAUGCAGAUAAAGUGGUGAGGGCUAUUGCUAUUGCCCUCCGUAACCUUGCCAUUGACCACAAAAACAAAGAUCUAAUUGGGAGCUACGCCAUGAGGGACCUGGUCAGCAAUCUGCCCAGCGGCCAGCAGCGUCCUGCCAAAAACCUGGAAGAGGACACAGUGGUGGCGAUCCUCAAUACCAUACACGAGAUCAUCACGGACAACCUGGAGAAUGCUCGCUUCCUUAUUCAGGGUCAGGGGAUCCAGAAGCUCGUGGCCAUAAACAAGACAAGCCAGUCUGUGAGAGAGAACAAAGCAGCAUCACAUGUACUCCAGACUGUGUGGGCCUACAAAGAUUUAAGGCACACACUGACCAAGGGAGGCUGGAAUAAAUCUCACUUUAAGCCAGCAGUGUCUGGAAUUCCCAAAAAGCAGAAGAAUGUAAAGUUAGGCAACGAUGACAUCACACUGCCCUUAAUGGAAAAAAACCAAGAUGGAUACUGCAGCACUGAUCAGAGUGACCGAGUUGGAGACGGACCAUGCCAUAUGAUAGAGCGGGAAACCUUCCAGGGGGUGAACGAUAAGCGACAUUUCAUUAGGACUAGUAGGCCAGCUGUUGGCUUAGUGGAGCGUACGCCUCAACCCUUGGACUCUUGGGUCUGAUGCCCCAUCUGAUGGACAGACAACAACAAUAACAUUGGUGUGAUUAUUGGCAUCGCUGGAUCUGCACUGGUG
Neoarius graeffei (lesser salmon catfish) is the source of this 2709-nucleotide messenger RNA. It is a transcript of the gene arvcfa, whose product is annotated as ARVCF delta catenin family member a. The transcript has 17 exons. Bases 1 to 2637 code for a protein of 878 amino acids. Lineage: Eukaryota; Metazoa; Chordata; Actinopteri; Siluriformes; Ariidae. Gene Ontology annotation, biological process: cell-cell adhesion; cell-cell junction assembly. Gene Ontology annotation, cellular component: nucleus; cytoplasm; plasma membrane. Gene Ontology annotation, molecular function: cadherin binding. The record is from RefSeq and is a predicted model, not a curated record.